Messenger RNA from Hemicordylus capensis (graceful crag lizard), 1759 nucleotides. It is a transcript of the gene COPS6, whose product is annotated as COP9 signalosome subunit 6. The transcript has 10 exons. Bases 713 to 1726 code for a protein of 337 amino acids. Gene Ontology annotation, molecular function: metallopeptidase activity; protein binding. Lineage: Eukaryota; Metazoa; Chordata; Lepidosauria; Squamata; Cordylidae. Gene Ontology annotation, biological process: protein deneddylation. The record is from RefSeq and is a predicted model, not a curated record. Gene Ontology annotation, cellular component: COP9 signalosome.
GGGGCGUAGGAGGCUCCACCUCGCUCCGGGGCGGAGGCGGCAGCAUCUGCAGAGCCGGCCCCAGUUCGACCCCCGGCGGCGGCGGAGGCAGCCUCUCCCGGCAGCGGGGCCAGCCAGACCCCAGUCUCGGAGCAGCCGCAGAGGAGACGCCGCCCCCCCCCCCCGUCAGACUGGCAGAGGAGGGUGGGGGGGGGCGCGAGGCGGCAGCUUCUUCGCGGGGGGGGGCAGUGGAUAGUGACCACAGAAACUGCCCAGCGGGGAGGGGGGCGCCCCGCCCCACCCCGCCCGCGGCAUCUCCCCCCCCCCCCGCGACACAGACAGGCGGCUGCCUUGCGAGGCUGCAGCGGGGAGGGCGACGCGGAGAGCGGAGGCCGCAGGGCGGGCGGCUUCCUCCCCCGGCCACCCGGGGCGGUCCCAGGGGGGCGUCGGCGGCGGCAUCUCCGCUUCCGGGCGCAGCAGAAGGACGAGCCGCCGCCCUCCCCCUCCCCCUCCUCCUCCUCCUCCGGCAGACCAUCCAGCCGCGGCCUCCACUGCACGCUUCCCCGGGACGAGCAGCCCCGCUAAAUCAACCGCGGAAUUCGCUACCAGCAACUCCUCUCUCCGACUCUAGCACUUCCUGCCUCUACGGACUGAGCGCACACCACGGACGCAUGCGCACUUUACAGGGGCCAGAGGCUGCUACGGGGGCUGCCGCGGGACAAACGCAGCCAAGAUGGCGGCGGCAGCUGCAGGAGCGGCUGCGGCUGGCGGCGGCGGCGGCCCUUGCCCGGCCGGGGCGGGGAGCAGCAACGGGGGCAGCAUGGAGGUGGACGCGGCGGCGGGGCCGGCGGUGAUGGCUUCGGGCGUGACGGGCAGCGUGUCGGUGGCGCUGCACCCGCUGGUCAUCCUCAACAUCAGCGACCACUGGAUCCGGAUGCGCUCGCAGGAGGGGCGCCCCGUCCAAGUCAUUGGGGCUUUGAUUGGCCGUCAGGAAGGCCGCAACAUCGAGGUCAUGAACUCCUUUGAACUGUUGUCGCACACAGUGGAAGAAAAUGUGGUUAUUGACAAGGAGUAUUAUUACACCAAGGAGGAGCAAUUUAAACAAGUCUUCAAGGACCUCGAGUUCCUAGGCUGGUAUACAACAGGUGGCCCCCCAGACCAGUCUGACAUCCAUGUCCACAAGCAGGUGUGUGAAAUAAUUGAGAGCCCCCUCUUCCUCAAGCUAAAUCCUAUGACCAAACACACGGAUCUGCCUGUCAGUGUCUUUGAAUCAGUGAUUGACAUAAUCAACGGAGAGGCCACAAUGCUGUUUGCUGAGCUGACGUACACACUGGCCACAGAGGAGGCUGAGCGCAUUGGGGUUGACCACGUGGCACGGAUGACUGCAACAGGCAGCGGCGAGAACUCCACGGUGGCUGAGCACCUCAUUGCCCAGCACAGCGCCAUCAAGAUGCUUCAUAGCCGCGUCAAACUCAUUCUGGAAUAUGUUAAAGCUUCGGAGGCAGGUGAGGUGCCCUUCAAUCAUGAGAUCUUGCGGGAGGCCUAUGCCCUUUGCCACUGCCUGCCUGUGCUGAGCACUGACAAGUUCAAGACAGAUUUCUAUGAUCAAUGCAACGACGUGGGCCUCAUGACCUACCUGGGCACCAUCACCAAGACCUGCAACACCAUGAACCAGUUUGUCAACAAGUUCAACAUCCUCUACGACCGCCAGGGCAUUGGUCGCCGCAUGCGGGGCCUCUUCUUCUGAGGUGUUCUCAAUAAAGCCGUGGUGAUGAGGCCA